AUUGUCGCCAUUUGUAGUUUUGUCGGUGUUUGUGUUAGCCACUGUAGUGUUGUUGUUCUCGCUACGGCCUUCGCAUCGACUGUUCGCCUCUCGCGCACGGCACUUGGGCCAUGGCUGCUGCGUAUAGCUUGGUGAUGCCAAAGGAGUACGGCUACGUAAUACUUGUUGGGGUGGGCUCUGCCAUCGUCAACAUGUGGCUCGCUUUCCGUGUUGGAAGGGCACGAAAGCAGUUCGACGUCAAGUACCCGACCAUGUACUCAGACACCAACGUUGUCUUCAACUGUGUCCAGAGAUCCCACCAGAACUUCCUUGAGAGCUACCCACAGUUCCUGAUGACGUUGUUCCUCGGUGGAGUAGAGUACCCGAGACUUGCUGCCUGCGCUGGAGUGGUGUAUCUAGCUGGCAGGAUUGUCUAUGCCAUCGGCUACUCCACUGGAGACCCAUCCAAGCGGAUGCGUGGCAGCUUCCAGUACUUCGGCGUACUUACCCUGCUCGGACUGACUGUGCGCCAAGGACUGCGCAUGCUGGCCAUUGUAUAAGGUUAUAUCACUCUCUCGCGUGGUAUGGCUCUUGCAGAGCUGCCACUGAAGCACAACAUUCGGGGCCUUCGGAAACUCGAGCAGCUGACAACUCACAAGUUGGGGACCUAAUGACAUGCACUUUCCAAGAACAUUGUGAUAGUUCUUUUUAUCUGCAUUGGUCUAAGGAGGCAACGCAGGUAUUUGGCUGAUUGCGGGCAGCAGAUAUAUUGAUCUUGACACUGGACAGAAGUCAGUGGAAACUGGAACAGUGAUGGAAAAUGGGGGCAGAGAGCAGCCAACUUGGAGGGAAUGAGUACUUGCGCAAGAAUCCCCGUCCAUUUCUUCAGAUAAUAAAAUGCUUCGUUUGUUUACAUU
This is a messenger RNA of Rhipicephalus sanguineus (brown dog tick), 896 nucleotides long. Its product is annotated as microsomal glutathione S-transferase 3. Gene Ontology annotation, cellular component: membrane; endoplasmic reticulum; nuclear envelope. The coding region runs from base 111 to 539 and encodes 142 amino acids. The record is from RefSeq and is a predicted model, not a curated record. Gene Ontology annotation, molecular function: glutathione peroxidase activity; glutathione transferase activity. The transcript has 6 exons. Lineage: Eukaryota; Metazoa; Arthropoda; Arachnida; Ixodida; Ixodidae.